CAUCUACCGGUGAGUAGAAUAACUUUCGCUAAGAACAUUUCCCUAGCUACAAAGAAUUGAUUAAACACUAUUGCUGUAGUUACUGCCUUGCAAAAAGAUAUCAAUAUUAUAAAAUACAGAGUUUUCAGGUAUUUUAAACAUGGAUGACCCAGAGAAAAGAAUACCAGUGCUGUGUUUAGGACCAAAAGGUUCAGGAAAAACCACAUUACUGAAGAAACUGCAAAACGCUGAAGGGAUAGAUAACACGUACAGCCCCGUACCAACGGUAGGAACCAAUAUUUACGAUGUAUAUUACAUUAACAAACACGGGAAGAAACAAAUGCUUUCCAUUAGAGAAGUGGGCGGUGAGAUGGCGCCACUGUGGCACAAUUACUUGGACGGAGUCGAAAAGAUAAUUUAUGUAGUCGACACAUCCAAUCUAUGUCAAAUAUCAGCGGCUGCUGUACUACUUUAUACGUUGUUAGCUGAACCAAGACUUAAAAGCGCUAAAUUCAUCCUAGUCUUGAGCAAAAUGGAUGCAGCUUACAGGCAGAUGCGCAAUGAAGCGCUGCUAAUGCUCCAAUACGCCAGGCUUAGCACAGAGCUAUCUAACGCACCCAUACUGCUCGAGGCAGCACCCCUCACGGGCGAGGGCAUGGACCAACUGAAGGCUGUCCUCUGCGACAUCAAGAUUGUGAAUACUUUUUAAUUUAAAAUGUAAAU
Spodoptera litura is the source of this 702-nucleotide messenger RNA. Its product is annotated as ADP-ribosylation factor-like protein 16. The record is from RefSeq and is a predicted model, not a curated record. Gene Ontology annotation, molecular function: GTP binding; GTPase activity. NCBI's taxonomy places the organism in Eukaryota, Metazoa, Arthropoda, Insecta, Lepidoptera, Noctuidae.